AUGGCCUUUCCAAGAUCCAUGUGGCUGAACUGUGUAUGGAGAGCGACGGUGGUCCGCCUGCUACACACGGGAUUGAAUGCCACUUUUGCUUUUUCUAUUCUUGGAUUUUUGCUUCACGCUGCAGCUGUGUCCUCCCAAAAAUUGGAUGAUACCAACCCAGUGGUGACCACCAACUUUGGCAAGAUAAGAGGGAUUAAGAAGGAACUUAAUAAUGAAAUUUUGGGGCCUGUUAUUCAGUUCCUCGGGGUUCCAUACGCUGCCCCUCCAACAGGGGAGCGCCGCUUUCAACCUCCUGAGCCUCCGUCUCCAUGGGCAGAUGUCAAAAACACCACCCAGUUUGCUCCAGUGUGUCCCCAGAACAUUAUAGAAGGCAGGUUGCCUGAAGUCAUGCUUCCCGUGUGGUUUACUAAUAACUUGGAUGUAGUUUCAACCUAUGUACAAGAUCAGAACGAAGACUGCCUCUAUUUAAAUAUCUAUGUCCCAACUGAGGAUGUCAAAAGAAUAUCCAAGGAAUGUGCCAGAAAACCCGGCAAGAAAAUUUGUAGAAAAGGAGGUCCCCUUACAAAGAAACAGACAGAUGAUUUAGGUGAUAAUGACGGUGCUGAAGAUGAAGACAUUCGGGACAGUGGGGGACCUAAGCCUGUGAUGGUGUAUAUUCACGGAGGGUCCUACAUGGAAGGCACUGGAAAUUUAUAUGAUGGCAGUGUUCUAGCAAGUUAUGGGAAUGUGAUAGUCAUCACAGUCAACUAUCGCCUUGGGGUACUUGGAUUUCUGAGCACUGGGGACCAAGCAGCAAAAGGAAACUAUGGCCUCCUUGAUCUAAUUCAAGCUUUGCGAUGGACUAGUGAAAACAUUGGGUUCUUUGGUGGUGACCCAUUAAGAAUAACUGUUUUUGGAUCUGGGGCAGGCGGUUCAUGCGUCAAUCUGUUGACUUUAUCCCAUUAUUCUGAAGGUAACCGUUGGAGCAAUUCAACCAAAGGACUUUUUCAAAGAGCAAUAGCUCAAAGUGGAACAGCUCUCUCCAGCUGGGCAGUUAGCUUUCAGCCUGCAAAAUAUGCCAGGAUGUUGGCUACAAAAGUUGGUUGCAACAUGUCAGACACUGUAGAACUGGUAGAAUGCCUACAGAAGAAGCCUUACAGAGAACUUGUCGACCAGGACAUUCAACCAGCAAGAUACCACAUAGCCUUUGGACCAGUAAUCGACGGCGACGUGAUACCAGACGACCCUCAGAUCCUGAUGGAGCAAGGAGAGUUCCUCAACUAUGACAUCAUGCUGGGAGUUAACCAAGGGGAAGGGCUGAAGUUUGUUGAAAACAUUGUGGAUAGUGAAGAUGGCAUAUCAGCCAGUGAUUUUGACUUUGCAGUUUCUAAUUUCGUCGAUAACUUAUACGGAUACCCCGAAGGCAAAGAUAUAUUGAGGGAAACUAUUAAAUUUAUGUACACAGACUGGGCAGAUCGGCACAACCCUGAGACCAGAAGGAAAACACUGCUGGCUUUGUUUACUGAUCACCAGUGGGUUGCACCAGCAGUGGCCACAGCAGAUCUUCACUCGAAUUUUGGAUCGCCUACGUACUUCUAUGCCUUCUACCAUCAUUGCCAGACAGAUCAGGUACCUGCAUGGGCAGAUGCAGCCCACGGAGAUGAGGUUCCUUACGUACUAGGAAUUCCCAUGAUUGGUCCUACUGAGUUAUUUCCUUGUAAUUUCUCCAAAAAUGACGUCAUGCUAAGUGCAGUGGUGAUGACGUACUGGACAAACUUUGCAAAAACUGGUGACCCAAAUCAACCAGUGCCGCAAGACACAAAAUUCAUCCACACAAAACCAAAUCGUUUUGAAGAAGUAGCAUGGACCAGAUAUUCUCAGAAAGACCAGCUGUAUCUUCACAUUGGAUUAAAACCACGAGUGAAAGAACACUAUAGGGCCAACAAAGUGAACCUUUGGUUGGAACUGGUACCUCAUCUGCACAAUCUUAACGACAUUUCACAGUAUACCUCUACCACAACUAAAGUGCCAUCGACUGAUAAUACUUUCAGACCCACAAGGAAAAAUUCUGUUUCAGUUACUUCAGCCUUUCCUACAGCCAAACAAGAUGAUCCCAAACAGCAGCCAAGCCCAUUUUCAGUGGAUCAAAGGGACUACUCAACAGAGUUGAGCGUUACAAUCGCAGUUGGCGCAUCUUUGCUGUUCCUGAACAUUUUGGCCUUUGCAGCGUUGUACUACAAAAAGGACAAGCGGAGACAUGACGUUCACAGGAGAUGUAGCCCACAACGUACCACUACCAAUGAUCUCACCCAUGCACAAGAAGAGGAGAUAAUGUCCCUCCAAAUGAAGCACACUGACUUGGAUCAUGAAUGUGAGUCCAUCCAUCCACAUGAGGUGGUUCUUAGGACCGCCUGUCCCCCAGACUACACGCUAGCCAUGAGAAGGUCUCCUGAUGAUAUCCCCUUAAUGACACCCAACACCAUCACAAUGAUCCCCAACACUAUACCAGGGAUUCAGCCCCUACACACAUUCAACACAUUUACUGGAGGACAGAACAAUACUCUGCCCCAUCCUCAUCCCCACCCCCAUUCACACUCAACAACCAGGGUAUAG
Molecule: messenger RNA, 2592 nt
Organism: Onychostruthus taczanowskii (white-rumped snowfinch)
Lineage: Eukaryota; Metazoa; Chordata; Aves; Passeriformes; Passeridae
Gene: NLGN1
Product: neuroligin 1
Exons: 7
Coding region: 1-2592 (863 amino acids)
Biological process (GO): modulation of chemical synaptic transmission; synaptic vesicle endocytosis; neuron cell-cell adhesion
Cellular component (GO): synapse; cell surface; postsynaptic specialization membrane
Molecular function (GO): neurexin family protein binding; signaling receptor activity
Source: RefSeq, a predicted model, not a curated record